This is a messenger RNA of Linum trigynum, 1795 nucleotides long. The record is from the annotation of a GenBank genome assembly. Lineage: Eukaryota; Viridiplantae; Streptophyta; Magnoliopsida; Malpighiales; Linaceae.
CUCGACCAUGUCAGGGUCAAUCCACGAGUUGACAACAUCGAAGCACACACCGGUUAAUCAUGCAAGACAAAGAGGCAAGAGCUCAAUAACAGCAGAACAAUCCCACCACAAAAAUCAACCCGGCCAAGUCCGGAGUACAGAGCUAGUAGGUCAAAUAAACCAUUCGGAGAGAAUUUUUGUUCGGCAUGCUUACACGGCUCUCCGCGCCCAACCAUCGCCGCCGGUGGACUUUCCUCCGUCUCCUUUCGAAAACUUCCACCACAACUUCCGUCGCCGAUCACCCGCCAUCACGAAGCUCAGUUCCCUUGAGCUCAUUCAUUCUCAGCCCAUCAGACCGGCGAAGCACACCCCAAACGACCACCACCGAGCCGCCGCCAGAUGCUGCUUCUCUGACUUCCCUAAUUCUCAAUUCGUCCGACCGGCGGACCUUGGCUCAGAAGCUCCACUCCCCUUCCAUUCAAUGGAGUCCGGAGCUCGUCAAUACGAUCAUGAAGCGGCUCUGGAACCACGGCCCGAAAGCUCUGCAAUUUUUCCACUUGCUCUCCCACCACCCUUCGUACUGCCACGAUGCCUCUUCAUUCGACCACGCCAUCGACAUAUCGGCUCGCCUCCGCGAUUUCCGAACUCUGUGGACUCUGGUCUCCCGGAUGCGAUCAACCAAGAUAGGUCCUUCGCCGAAAACAUUCGCCAUUAUUGCUGAGAGGUAUGCUUCUGCGAAAAGACCUCAUAAGGCUCUGGAUAUCUUCUUGUCUAUGCAUGAAUACGGAUGGUUCCCUGAUUUGAACUCCUUCAAUGCGCUUCUUGAUGUGCUGUGCAAGUCGAAUCAUGUGGAAAUGGCUUAUAAUUUGUUCAAGGCGUUGCGAGGGAAGUUCCGUGCUGAUUGUGUCAGCUAUAAUACAAUUGUGAAUGGUUGGUGUCUGAUUAAGAGGACGGGGAAGGCGGUGGAGGUGAUGAAGGAGAUGGUGGAGAGGGGGGUGAGUCCGAAUUUGACUACAUACAAUAUAUUGAUUAAAGGGUAUUUUAGAGCUUCUCAGAUUGAGGAAGGCUGGAAGUUCUUCUUGGAAAUGAAAAAGAGGAAAUGGGAGGUUGAUGUUGUGACUUAUACUACUGUGAUCCAUGGGCUUGGUGUUGCAGGCGAGAUUAAGAGAUCUCGGAAUGUUUUUGAUCGGAUGGUCAACGAAGGAGUUCUUCCUUCUGUGGCAACUUACAAUGCUUUUAUUCAGGUUUUGUGUAAGAAGGACUGUUUGGAGAAUGCUCUAGUGAUUUUUGGAGACAUGGUGAGAAAAGGUUAUGAGCCAAAUGUAACAACUUACACUGUGCUAAUUCGAGGGUUGUGUCAUGCUGGUGAAUUUGAGAAGGCAUUGCAGUUUAUGGGGAAUAUGAAAGGUGAUGGUUGUCAGCCGAAUUUGCAGACCUACAAUGUGAUGAUUCGGUACUUAUGUGAUGCUGGAGAAAUCGAUAAGGGGUUGGAUUUGUUUGAGAAAAUGGGUGGUGGGGAUUGCUUGCCCAGUUUGGAUACCUACAACAUUCUGAUAAGUGCAAUGUUUGUCCGGAAAAAAGCAGAUGAUUUAUUAUUUGCUGGGAAAUUGUUAAUUGAGAUGGUUGAUAGAGGAUUCGUUCCUCGGAGAUUUACUUUCAAUCGGAUACUUAAUGGGCUGUCAUUAACUGGUAGUCAUGAAUUUGCUAGGAAGAUUCUGAGAUUGCAAAGUAAAUGUGGGCAUGUGCCCCGCAAAGUGAAAUUAUGAAGUCUGCAUAUCUAAAAGGCUGUAGCCUGUAAGAAAGGGAUAAGUGAAUC